This is a messenger RNA of Glycine soja, 1122 nucleotides long. RefSeq lists its product as uncharacterized. The coding region runs from base 89 to 688 and encodes 199 amino acids. The transcript is spliced from 6 exons. Lineage: Eukaryota; Viridiplantae; Streptophyta; Magnoliopsida; Fabales; Fabaceae. The record is from RefSeq and is a predicted model, not a curated record.
UUAUGGGCCUUGAGUUUUAACCAGGGACCAAAUCGCAAUAUUCACUAAUUUUUCGAGUACUCCGACACGGUGGUGGUGGUGGUGUUUGAUGGAGCAAACGAUAUGGGGUCAUUUGCCGGUGCUGGUAAGGGCAAAUUCAAAAGAAUCUAUUGAAUACAUUCUUCAGGCCCUUUGGAGAACUCGAAAAACUGGUCUUGGCACUACCGACCGAUGCAUCAUCCAAGAAAUGCUCCAGCUCCAAAAUGAAUCUGAUCUCGACCCACUUCUGGUUUGCCUCCGAAUGUUAAUCAGGAGGUGUGUUUAUGAGAACACUAGCAAGGAGGAUAUUCCGAAGCUGUUCCCCAGUGAGGUUCUGCCUGAAUUGCAAAAACUGUUGACACUUUUGUUGCACAAGUUUCAGCGAGAGUGGCAGGAAGAUGUGAUGAAAGAUCAGAAUAUUGUGCCUCGAUUAAAGGCGAUGACAUGGAAUAUGGCAAAUCUCGAUAAAGAAUCAGCAGACCCUGCAGCUGUUAUCAAUUUGAAGUUUUCACUGCAUCCUUUUCAGCUUCAAAAUGAUGGUCAAUUUCACUCGGGAGAGCAAGAUGUGAAGUUCAAGUUGGCUACAGAUUCUAUAGAUAUGAUGCUGAAAGCCAUGCACUGUAUUAGAGACCAGUUUUCUACUGUGGAUGAGGCACUGAAUGGGCAUUAGUACCAGUAAACCAAUGGAGUUUCUUACAAGAUACAACUAAUGGAGGACAUAAAUGAAAGACCUAGGCAGGGGGAAUCAAAACUUGAUCGAUCUUUGGCGGGGAGUUGUGUUAUCAUUCGGGCUAAAGCCUCAACUGACCAGAUCAUUCACUAUUCUUUAUUUAAAAAAGAAAAACUGUUAAUAGUGUUAUGCUUUUUGGAUCAGAAAAUUCCAGUGCAAAUAAGAAACUCUUUUGGUCAUGGGUAUGACAACCUCAUAUGUAACUUAAUGCAAGUCAGUUUUUCACUUGAUUUUCCUUUUGUUUUCUCAAGUGAACUGGUGCAAACACAAGCAAGAUGCUUGCACAUCCAUUGUGGAUUACUUUGCAGCUGUAAAACAUAAUGUGCAUUGGAUUACUGGUUUAAAGUUAAUAGUUAUGCUUUUAAAACUUGGAA